Molecule: messenger RNA, 2708 nt
Organism: Cimex lectularius (bed bug)
Lineage: Eukaryota; Metazoa; Arthropoda; Insecta; Hemiptera; Cimicidae
Product: E3 ubiquitin-protein ligase arkadia-B
Exons: 13
Coding region: 398-2500 (700 amino acids)
Source: RefSeq, a predicted model, not a curated record
GUCUUUCCAAAUCCGCCCGCCUGGUAGCGGUCUCGCCGUCUCGCCUUCCAGCCCCCCCGUGUAAUAUGGCGUAAUGGAUCCGCUCUGAUAUCGAAUUUGUUUGUGUUCAAGUGGCCCACAGCUCCCCUUUGACAUCCGCUCUACUCAUGGUACUCAGCUCAAGAUCAGGUGUUUUAGUCCGAUGUGACCUCUUUCUUGGUCCAUUUGGUCAGCUUCACUUUCAGCACACUCCGCUUUGGUUAAAUCAUGGCUCUGAUUGAAUGAGUCGUGGGGAGAUCUAAUGUCGAGGAUGAAGCCAUGAAGACUGAAAAAGACUACUGAUACGAAAGGACGCUCAUAUUCAAGAGACAUGAGUUGAAAUAGUGAGUGACGCUUCGCCAAAUGUUGCAAGGUUAUCAUGGACGAGGCAGUGAGCGGUGGAUCCCGGCAACAUAGGCCGUGGGAGUCGUCGAAGUACACUAGCAACGGUGGGUCGCAGCCUAGCCCGACAGUCUCGCUGGCCGAGAUAUUCGACACCGCCUUUUCCUCCGAUGUGGAUACAACGAGAGAUGGUGAAUGCGUUAUCGGUGAAAUGGAGCUUGACCCGCUAUUUGCGGAGAGUGACGUCGAGGGCAACGGCGAGGUAGCGCAGGAAGUCGUCGAGGAACGGUGGAACCCAGGCUACCAGAGGUAUUACCACUCGACGCUACCGACUCCAGAAGUGGUAGCUGACCUCUGGGGCGCAGGACCCUCCUUCCCCUCUUCGCCGCAAUUUCCCAUCCCGCCUCAUCCUAUACCCACCCACCACUACAACCUUAACAGGCAUAGACAUCACAGGUUUCACCAAGGUGGGGAAGUGAAUGCAGAAGCGGGACCUUCCAGAACUGAACCCCGGCAAACCAGGGUACCCCAGGGAAAUGGUUUGAGACCUCAGUCAAAUACUAGGCCUAGGAGGAAAACGUACAAUAGAAACCCCAGGCCUAGAUAUGCGACGCCGCCCCCGGCCUCUCCAGGUGUACUGAGCGAGGACGACUCGCCGCUCGCUCCGGACCUACAGCUUGAUUGGUUGUCGUCGACAGAAGAGGAACCGAGCGACGACGACAGCGGAAUCGAAGUGGUGUCCGUUCAGUACAAUAACAACAAUAACAAUAACAAUAGCAAUGGCAGCAGCAGCGGCAUCAACGCAGGGGGCAACAAUGCUCACCUCAGCAGCCACCACCACUCUUCGGCCGGUGGACCCUCAGUUGGGAGGAAUUCUUCAAGUGGCCACGUCAGUACCGGAAAUGCCAACAACUCAGUUAACCACAACAUAGUUCCGGUUCAAGUUGUCGAUCUAACCCAAGAAUCAGAUGAGGAGUUGGUGUUUGGUGGGGCGCCACCACCUCCUCACACACGUGGCCCUCCCCCGCCUCUGAUACGUUUUCGGGUCCCAUGCCGCUACCCACCAGGGGGUGGUGGAGAUGUCGAGCCUAAUACAAGUGGAGGCGGGCGGUUGGACGUAAACCAGCCUCCGCCGAUGUCGUACCCCCAGCCUCCACCACCGCCACCCCCAUGCCUCCAUGCGGCCCCGCCUCCACCGUGGCCAACCAUGGGCGCUGCACCUCACCUCCCGCCUCACUCGCUUCAGUACCCGCCGGGUGUCGGAAUCGUUAAUCCGGCAGGUGGGAUGGUCAGCAUGGGUUACGUGCCGCCCAGGGUCUACAGUGGUUAUUCUUUGCAUCACAGGCAGUGGCUAUCCCAACAUCGCAUGCAAGAAAUGCAUAGAAGAAGGCUAGACCACCAUUUACACAGUUUACAAAGGACACGUGAUAUGAUGGAAUCUUACCACGGUGAUACAAUGCAGUUUCCUCCUCAUAUGCCUCCGCUACCUCCGCCACAGCAGCCGACAGUUUUUUCGCGUCCGGAAGUUCCAAAUCCUCCUAUGCACCCUCCAGUCAUGGUAGGCGAGCCCAUGGACAUAGUCCCACCGCCUACACCGAUGCAAGCCGAAAUCCUAGUGCAACCACCUAAUGCUCACCAACAUGUCCAUCAUUAUGUACACUACCCACAUGGAAGGAUGGCCCAUCUCCACAUAAGUAUAGGACAUGGCCCUUCAGUCGGUGGUCGAAUGGCCGGGCAAGAAAUUCUGUUACCCGCCCCGAUUGUACCCCCUGAAAUGGUGCCAUUCCCUUUCUUAACACGGCAGCUCACAUUCAGGCUAGACGACUACAUGAGGUUCCUGGAGAACAGAAGAGCGGCUUCAGCGAUCCGCGGUGCCUCUCAGACAACGAUCGAGAGGUUCACGUUCCCACAUAAGUACAAAAGGAUGAAAAAGGACACGGAUGAUUUAGAAGAUAAUACCGAGAAGUGUACGAUAUGCUUGUCAGAAUUCGAAGACUUUGAAGAUGUUAGGCGACUCCCUUGCAUGCAUCUAUUUCACGUGGAGUGUGUCGAUCAGUGGUUGUCUUCAAACAAAAGGUGUCCCAUUUGUAGAGUCGACAUUGAGACCCAUCUUAACAAGGAUACGACCUGGGCCACUUGACCAAUGUCGCACCCUGCUUGCUACCCCAAACAAAUGUAAAUCCUCAAACAUAAGCUGACAAAAAAAAAACACAAAAAAAAACUUGGAGUGGCAAAAUGGGUGUGUGUCCUGUCUCAAAUUACCAAAGUACCGUCUUUGUACUAUUGUGUCGAUUAAAGUGGAUGUGCGUACCUAUCGUUCUAUAUAAACAAGUAUUAUCGUAAAAAAA